GUAUAGAAACGUUGGCCAGUGCCGCAUUUGCGACACGUGCACACAUAUAAGCCGUUGCUAGUGACGCGCGAUCCGAGGGUUGUGAGUUAAUGGCUAUGGCGUGUAGUGUGGGUGCCGGCGCCGCCAGGAAGCCGCCGAGGAAUGGCAUUGGCAUUGGCAUUUGCAGCAGCAGAGCGGCGAGAUUGCAAGCGAGAGCGGCGUCUCCACUGCCCGCCGAGUUUGGAUUCGUGGCGCUCACAGCAGCAUCCAGCGCUGUUCUUACGCAAUGGCAAGCGGUCCAGGUGGGAAUCCAGCGGCGAAAAGUGGGAUUGAAAUAUCCACAGAUGUACGAGGAUGCCGAGAAAUCUGUGUUUAAUUGCUACCAGCGAGCGCAUCAAAACACGCUCGAGAGCUACCCGGCAUUUCUGGCGCUGCUGCUUGUGUCGGGCUUGGGCUACCCGAUCACCGCGUCCGUCUUUGGAAUGGUAUGGGUGAUUGGACGCGUCGUCUAUUCGCUCGGAUACUACACCGGCGAUCCAGACAAUAGAUUCAGGGGGAUCUGGAAUGCAUUUGGAUUGCUGGGUCUCCUCGUCACCUCGAUCGUGUUUGGAAGCAGUCAGGUCGCGGCCAUUUUCUUCCCUCGCGUCUCGUAAACAAAAGCUUGUAAGUUUUCUCUUUGUCCGAUUCCCAGAAUUUGGGAGCUUUCUAUAGUCUAUUCCAAAGCAUCGAAUAUAUGCGCCGGCACCAGGUUAUAUUCCAUCCA
Molecule: messenger RNA, 742 nt
Organism: Selaginella moellendorffii
Lineage: Eukaryota; Viridiplantae; Streptophyta; Lycopodiopsida; Selaginellales; Selaginellaceae
Product: microsomal glutathione S-transferase 3
Exons: 5
Coding region: 90-632 (180 amino acids)
Cellular component (GO): membrane; endoplasmic reticulum; nuclear envelope
Molecular function (GO): glutathione transferase activity; glutathione peroxidase activity
Source: RefSeq, a predicted model, not a curated record